AUGGAGAGUCAGGGGAACUACAAGGAAGCCGGGCGGUUGUAUGAGCGCUCGCUUGCCAUCCGCGAGAAGGCAUUAGGGCCUGAGCAUCCUGCAUUCGCAACAACGCUCACCAACCAGGCCGGUUUGCUACGGAACCAGGGCAAGUAUGCCGAAGCGGAGCGGCGCUAUGUGCGGGCACAGACGAUACGAGAGAAGGUUCUGGGUCCGGAUCACCCGGAUGUGGCCCAGUCGCUCAACCACCGAGGGGGAUUGUUGGAGAUUCAGGGCAAGUUUUCGGAGGCCGAGCCACUUUAUGAACGGUCGCAGGCUAUACGAGAGAGUCUCCUGGGUCCGGAACACCCCGACGUCGCUCGGGUGCUCAAUAACCGGGGAUGGCUGUCCUACACGCUGGGCAAGUUCGCUGAGGCGGAGUUUCUGUACAAUAGAGCUAUCGAGAUCGGAGAAAAAUCGCUGGGACCUGGCCACCCCGAACUUGCUUGUUGGCUGAACAACCAGGGGGCACUGUUGACCGCGCAGGGCAAGUAUGAUGAAGCUGAGCUACGCUAUGUGCGGGCACAGACGAUACGAGAGGAGGUGCUGGGUCAGGAUCACCCCGAUGUGGCCAAUUCGCUUGACCACCGCGCUGGAUUUUUGGAGAUUCAGGGAAAGUUUGCCGAGGCCGAGUCACUUUAUGAGCGGUCACAUGCUAUCCGGGAGAAUCUGCUGGGUUCGGAGCACCCCGACGUGGCUCGAGUGCUCAACAACCGGGGGCGGCUGUGCUACACGCUGGGAAAGUUCGCGGAGGCGGAGUCUCUGUUCCUUCAAGCUCUCGCGAUAGGAGAAAAAACGCUGGGCUCUGGCCACCCCGAACUUGCUUCAUGGCUCGACAACCGGGGGAUGCUGUUGGAGAGUCAGGGAAAGUAUACUGAGGCCAUGAGACUAUAUGCAAGCGCACAGGCUCUGAGACAGGAGACCCUCGGUCUGGUGCACCCCGAUGUGGCCCAUUCGCUCAACAACCGGGCGAUCCUAUUGAAGAAAGCGGGAAAGUUUGCGGAGGCCGAUCGACUAUAUGCUCAGGCUAUUGCGAUCAUGGAGAAGACUCUGGGAUCAGACCACCCGAGUCUUGCCGUGUCGCUUAGCAACCGGGCGGAGUCGUUGAGAGCGCAGGGAAAGUACGACGAAGCUGAGCUACUAUUUGAGCGGGCUCAGACGAUACAGGAGAAUAUUUUCGGUCCUACGCACCUACAUUUGGCCGCUACACUGAACAACCGAGCGGGGUUGUUCAGCACGCAGGGAAAGUAUGGCGAGGCGCAGCCUUUUUUCGAAAUGGCGCUGGCCAUAAACAUGGCUGCACUGGGGCCGGACCACCCGAGCACGAUCACGUCUCGUGCAUGGAUGGCAGACUUGUACAUCAAUCAGGGGUUCCCCGACAAAGCUUCUCCUCUGUUGCAGGAGAUUGUCAACACCCGUGAGCGUGUUCAAGGACGUGAGCAUCCAGACGUCGCUGUGGCGCUCAGAAACCGGGCUAGGUUUUUGGAGAGUCAGACCGUUGUUGAACGUUCCUUCACCGUCCGCGAGAAAGUUGACGGGCCUGACGACCAUGAGAGGGCAAUAGGGCUAGACGAAAGAGCCCAGCUGUUGAGCAAGCAGGGCCAGUACACAGAAGCAGAUGCUCUGCACGUGCGGGCACUAGAAGUUCUGUGUGCAACCGUGGGCGAAGAACAUCCCGACUAUGCUUCAGCGCUCAGCAACAGGGCGUCGACGCUGGCGGACCAGGGCGACCUUGAUGAGGCCAAGCGUUUGUAUGAGCGUACCAAUAUCAUCCGCGAGAAAGUUCUAGGACCUGAUCACCGUGACGUUGCCCAAUCGCUCCACAAUUGGGCGUGGGUAUUGCGCAGGCAGGGCAAAUAUGAGGAAGCCGGACCUCUGUAUGAACGCGCCUUCGCCAUCGUCGAUAAGGCUCUGGGCCCUGAUCACCCUGACGUGGCCGCGGUACUCAACAGCAGGGUAGAGUUAGAGUUGUUGAGAGUGCAGGGUAAUCUUGGCGAGUUUGAUAUUCAGAGAGUGCUGCCGCCAAACCACCCACAGAAGGAGUCAUUGGUCAACAAUCUAGCGAGGCUGGUGUAUGGCCAGAUGAAAGGCAAAACCGAUGAGAGCUGGGUAACCAAGAUCUGAGGGGUACUUAUGUGGUCAUGGGAAGCAAAUAGACGGGCAGCGGUUCUGGAAGCGACUGCGGGUUGUAUUCGGUUGCGGCUGUUGGUCUGUGGGCGGACAAGAUCGGGGCAUCUUUCAUGACAUGGCAGGCGUUCACCAGUGACAAGAGGGCGAACCCCCGGGUACGGUCCGUGCUACAGAAGGUCUGCCAAAAACAGCUAUCCAUGUAGAAAAUGUGUGAUGCCGGCGAGCUUAUGUAGACACCUCUCUUUGUUUCUUCAUGAGAAACACGUGAACCGGCUUAAAAAUGAUGGGCGAAAGGCCGCAAGGCCUUCGGCGUGUUGACAGAUUUUACUCAAAUAGUCGAGCCAGCAAGAUGUGGAAGCAAGCGGUUGCUCACGAACAUGGUUGGUGGGACGGAAGGACGUGGCGCUAAUGGAGGUCGCGGCAGAUCUUCUAUGUAGGUUUAACUGCGGUCAGGGUUGUCAAUGCGGGGGAGAAUAGACAACUUUGAUUGCGUCGCUCCAGAUCCCUGGAACUUCACAACAGGACACUUUUCGCGGCCUGCUGCAUUAUUCACUCGAAUGGCAUAAGAAUCACAUGCUCAUGCUAGGCU
Ectocarpus siliculosus is the source of this 2749-nucleotide messenger RNA. Lineage: Eukaryota; Phaeophyceae; Ectocarpales; Ectocarpaceae. The record is from the annotation of a GenBank genome assembly.